AAUCAGCUGUGCCCAAUCACAGCUGAUCGCAUAGGGGACAUUUACACUUAUCAGGGCACUGAUGAUCAGUGUAGCCCCAGCAGUGCCACCUGUCAGUGUCCAUCAAUGCCACCUGCCAGUGCCCAUCAAUGCCACAUCAGUGCCUACCAGUGCACAUCAAUGCCACAUAUCAGUGCCCAUCUGAGCUGCCUUUCAGUGCCACCUAUCAGUGCCCAGUCAGUGCCACAUAUCAAUGCCCUAGUCAGUGCCACCUAUCAGUGCUGCAAAUCAGUG
Messenger RNA from Staurois parvus, 273 nucleotides. The record is from the annotation of a GenBank genome assembly. Lineage: Eukaryota; Metazoa; Chordata; Amphibia; Anura; Ranidae.